Messenger RNA from Eupeodes corollae, 1336 nucleotides. RefSeq lists its product as uncharacterized. Bases 87 to 989 code for a protein of 300 amino acids. The record is from RefSeq and is a predicted model, not a curated record. The transcript has 5 exons. Lineage: Eukaryota; Metazoa; Arthropoda; Insecta; Diptera; Syrphidae.
UGGAUUAUUUUUAGUUUACGGUGCGGGUUUAUUUAAUUUUAAAUUUUAACCUUAAAAAAGAAAAAAUACGGUGAAUCCUUUUAGAAAUGUCGUACUUGGGCGGAAACACCUCGGAUAUCGAACUGGAAAAAAACGAAUUUCCACGUAGUCGACCACAAUCAAGCUUGAUCACUAAAAUGGCCGCGCAUAAAUUGUCCUCGGAGCCAAAAUGGACAGACAAACGCGGUGAUGAGGAUACUGACUCAGAAGUUUCAAUGAAUGAUAAUUUCUUGGCUAAAGGAGCGUUUUUGUUGACACCAUCAUACGAACUAUCUAUGGAACGUGCUGCUAUGAUUUGCGAAAAGAUGACUUUUAAAGGAUGUUUUAGUUUGACUAAAACUGCAACGGGUAUCCUUUUUAAGUUUUCACAUCCAGAAGAUUAUCAAGCCAUAUUCAAGAAAGGAUUUCAUAAAGUCACCGGAGCCAGAUUUUAUCGAAAAAUAGCAAUUCCUUGUCGACCACGAAAAACGUUUACUUUAUACGUUUUGGAUGUUCCUGAAGACAUACCAGUCGAAGAUAUUAGACAUUCUCUCUAUCGCUUCGAUUCUGUUGUCGAAGUUGUUCGGAUACAUGUUCAUCAUUCAUCUUCGACUCCACCUGAAAAAGACCCCGAAGCUAAUAAUGCCACACCUAAAACUGAAGUAAGUACUGGCGAAAAAACCGAACGUCAUAUCAAACGAGAAUUGGCACCCGCAGUCAUCCGUGUCACGCUGGCAUCAAUGGAUGAGUACAAUAUUUUGCUACAGAAUGGUUUGAAUUUCUAUGACGCCACCUUCUUUCCAACCGAAGCUAAUAUACCCCUAAAAGGCGCAAAAAUUGAAUACAAGCGAAGAAUGUUAGACGGCAGUAUUCCAGGGCGUGUCCGCGAAUUACUUCCGGUCUUCGAUGCGGCUGGAUUCUGCAAAAUACCGCCACCGUCAAGCAAGCUUAUAAAACCACCAAGGUCAUGAAUACGGCUAAGUGGCGGCACUGCGCACCCAUUCACCCCUGAUGCCUUUUUAUGCCUGAUGAUGUCUUACCCACGCACCUAUUACUUAAUACCUAAUAUAGGGGCGCCUAGAAAACAAUAUAAUAUACCUAAUUGUUGAUUAUACAACUAAACCCACUAAUCUAUACCAUUUUCGCACAAAAUUUAAUUUAUUUUAAAUUGGAUCUAAUUUAUAUAAACUUAACUAUUAAUUCACUUUUCAUUUUCAAAUAUGGAAGCAAAAUUAAUUAGUUUGAAAUGGAGAACGGACGGAAACGGAAAGUUAAAUAAAUUGUUUGCUGAUUCUGGCGAUUUAUCUAAAGCGCUGAA